CAGAAAAGAGUGCGGAUCCAUCGACAGUUAAUGUAAAAAAUCGAUGAUACGAAAUUCGAAAAAGGUGUUGGUACUAGUAACAAAAAUGAUGUAUCAAUUUGCGCCACGUGAUUUUUUAUGUCCAGCUUUGAGGUUAUGAUGUAACGGCGGCAUAAUAUUCGUGAACUUACAAUUGGCGCGAAAAGAAGAGAUAGAUAAGCGUAAACAGUAAAUGCUGAAGGUUUUUAAGCCGAACAGACUGUUUAAUUUCGAAUGAAAGCUCUAUUUUGAAUAUGAUUAGUCCUCAUAAAUUUUAUAACAAGGAAAUAAUUGCCAAAGCUGAAAUGCAGAUGGUGAAACCGUAUUCAAAACCGUUUUGGGUGGAGGAACAUCGUAAAAUGCCAUUGCAUAUUUUAGGCCCGCCAACUUUUUGGAUGGAAUUUGAAAAACAAGUAGAUGCGAUGGUAACUGCAUUUAAAAAGAGCACUAACACCGAUAUGCUUUGCACAUUUGUCUAUCAAGGAGAUAAUGGCUAUCGUAAAUUUGUGGUAGCUCAUCCCGAGGUCUAUUGGUGGCAUUACGAACAUCGACCUCCGGAAAAGAGGUGCUCUUACGAGGUGAUCCCAGAAAACUCUCCUUGCCGUCUGUAUUUGGACUUAGAAUACUCAAUUGAGCUGAAUCCUGAGAGUUACGGCCCUGUCAUGACUAACACUAUAAUUGAUAUUAUUGGUGCUUAUUUUCUUAAGUAUUGGGGCUUACCAUGCAACAGGUACAAUGUGCUCAAUUUGGAUUCCACUACACCUGAAAAAUUUAGCCGGCAUGUUAUAAUUAAUAUCAAAGAUGUAGCGUUCAAAGAUAAUUAUCAUGUUGGUAGAUUGAUAAAAUCAAUAUGCAACGAUAUUGUAAAAUAUGUUUCCACGGACCAAAACCAGCAUAGUAUUUUAAGUUCCUUUGAUAAAACAAAACUAGAACAAUUGUUUGUAAAAACACGUAAGGGACACAAACUGUUUAUAGACACAGCAGUCUAUACUAAAAAUAGACAUUUUAGAUUGUAUAAAUCUACAAAAUGGGGAAAACAGUCUAAUAUGGAAAUUUCUAAUGACUGUAAAUAUAUUCCUUCAAAUUUGCACAAAGAUAAGGAGUUGUGCAUAUUUAUAGAUUCAUUGGUCACCUUCUUUACUUCUAAAUCUGAUUUGAUACUUUUGGAAUAUUCAGAUAUGUGUAUGGUAGAAGCAAAACGUUUCAAGCCAUACUCGCCAAAGUAUCUCUAUCAAGAAACUGAGAAAUAUUCGAAGUAUCCAAUAUUGGAUAAGUACAUUCGCGACAAGAUCCACCCUGGUAAAAUACGCGCAUGUAAAUAUCAUGAUUCUAACAAAGUGUUAGUUUACGAGACAACUGGAUACAGAUAUUGCGAAAAUAUUGGUCGAUGCCACAAAAGCAACAACGUUUUUCUCAUCAUAGACUUAACAAAUAAAACAAUGUAUCAGAAGUGUCAUGAUGAAGAUUGUACAGGUUUUAAAUCGGAACCAAAGAAAUUACCAGAGGAAGUUUGCUUUCAAAUCGGCGACGAAAACGAUAUUCUCUUAAGUUCCGUUGAAAUCGAGAGUGUAUAGUACAGGAAAUUGAUAUUUAUCACGGUACAUGGUACACAGCUUCUGGCCAAAAUUCUUCGAAAAGAUUUCCCGUACAGAAUGUCUUUGUUACCGUUACGACAGAGUUCAAAAUUAUUGUGUAAUAUGGAGUUCUUUACCAAUUGAUACAAAUUUUUAUCGUACAAAAGGAGUAUUAUAUAUGAGUUACAUGUGUGCAAUGAAACCAAAUACGGAAAGGAAGAUUAUAUGCAACAUACGUAUGUACACGAAACAGACGCACACAUAAAUAUGUAUAUAUGUAUAUACAUAUACAUAUAUGCAUAAACGCACGUACUCGUCCUCUGAUAUAUAUGUAUAAAUAUGUUGUAUUAUUAUUAUAUUGCACGCGCGAACGUAUGUACAUACAAGUUUAUAUUAAAUAAAUUUGCUAUUUUAUACAUCUAUAUUUAGACUACAUUCGCUAAAUGUACACUGAUACAAUAAAAUAUUUUAAUUUGUACAA
This is a messenger RNA of Megalopta genalis, 2073 nucleotides long. RefSeq names its product DNA-directed primase/polymerase protein. Gene Ontology annotation, cellular component: mitochondrial matrix; nucleus. Gene Ontology annotation, molecular function: DNA-directed DNA polymerase activity; chromatin binding. The record is from RefSeq and is a predicted model, not a curated record. Gene Ontology annotation, biological process: error-prone translesion synthesis; mitochondrial DNA replication; response to UV. Lineage: Eukaryota; Metazoa; Arthropoda; Insecta; Hymenoptera; Halictidae.